Molecule: messenger RNA, 3830 nt
Organism: Acomys russatus (golden spiny mouse)
Lineage: Eukaryota; Metazoa; Chordata; Mammalia; Rodentia; Muridae
Gene: Atp13a5
Product: ATPase 13A5
Exons: 30
Coding region: 152-3799 (1215 amino acids)
Biological process (GO): polyamine transmembrane transport; intracellular calcium ion homeostasis
Cellular component (GO): late endosome membrane
Molecular function (GO): polyamine transmembrane transporter activity; ATP hydrolysis activity; ATP binding
Source: RefSeq, a predicted model, not a curated record
UCUCCUUUGUUGUUCUGACGGGCAAGGUGCCAGUGGGUUUUGUAAGCACCUGAGAACAGCAGUGACAAGUCGAGCCUGAGUCACAGAGGCACAGGUGGCUUUGGCAUUCCCCCACACAGUGGUCAGUAAGAGGCCACACGGGCAGCUCUCCAUGGAGAAAACGAAGAGGGAUGACCAUCAGGCUUUGCUCAAUGAAGGAGAGGAGAAUGAGCUGGAGGUGUUUGGCUACCAUACCCAGAAUCUGCGGAGAGCCCUGAGCCUUGUCAUAGCCAUCCUGACUCUUGGGGCCCUUCAGCUGAUGUUCUACUGGAGGCCUGAGUGGUGGGUGUGGACCACCUGCAUCCCCUGCCCCUUGCAAGAGGCAGACACAGUUUUGCUGAGGACAACAGAUGAAUUCCGAAAAUACAUGAGAAAAAAGAUCUUCUGCCUCCACUUAUCCACGCUGAAGUUCCCUGUAAGCAAGGACCCAGGGGACCCUCUGGUGGCUGACCGCCACUCUGUCAUCAACCAAGCUGUCACAAAGCCAGAAUUAAAACUCCGAUGCAUCCAAGUGCAGAAAAUCAGGUACGUGUGGGAUUUCUUGGAGAAGCGGUUUCGGAAAGUUGGGUUGCUGGAAGACGCUAACUCCUGCUUCGAUAUUCACCAUACCUUUGGUUCCGGCCUGACUAGUGAAGAACAGGAGGUCAGAAGGUUAGUGUGUGGGCCCAACGCUAUUGAGGUGGAGAUCCAGCCCAUAUGGAAGCUGCUCGUUAAACAGGUCUUAAAUCCAUUCUAUGUGUUCCAAGCCUUCACCCUCACUCUGUGGCUAUCUCAGGGUUACAUAGAAUACUCUGUGGCCAUCAUCAUUUUGACUGUUAUCUCCAUUGUCCUAAGUGUGUAUGACCUGAGACAGCAAUCAGUGAAGCUGCACAAGCUUGUGGAGGAUCACAACAAGGUCCAGGUCACAAUCAGCGUAAAAGACAAAGGUCUGCAGGAGCUGGAGUCCCGUCUCCUGGUUCCAGGAGAUAUUCUCAUUCUUCCAGGGAAACUUUCAUUGCCCUGUGAUGCUGUCCUGGUCGAUGGGAGCUGUGUGGUGAAUGAAGGGAUGCUCACAGGAGAAAGUAUACCUGUUACAAAGACAUCAUUGCCCCAAACGGAGAACACCAUGCCCUGGAAAUCCCACAGCUUGGAGGACUACCGGAAACACGUGCUUUUCUGUGGGACGGAAGUGAUCCAGGUCAAGCCAUCCGGGGAGGGACCUGUUAGAGCGGUUGUUCUGCAGACAGGUUAUAAUACAGCCAAAGGGGACUUGGUGAGGUCCAUCCUCUACCCCCGACCUCUGAACUUCAAACUGUAUAGCGAUGCCUUCAAGUUCAUGGUGUUCCUGGCCUGCAUCGGUGUUGUGGGAUUCUUCUAUGGCCUAGGUGUCUAUAUGUACCAUGAAGUUCCUCCGAGAGAAACUGUAACCAUGGCCCUGAUCCUCCUCAGUGCCACUGUGCCUCCCGUCCUCCCAGCUGCCCUGACCAUAGGCAACGUGUACGCCCAGAAAAGGCUGAAGAAGAAGAAGAUUUUCUGCAUCUCCCCACAGAGAAUCAACAUGUGUGGCCAGCUAAACCUCGUGUGCUUUGACAAAACAGGAACUCUCACAGAAGAUGGGCUGGACCUCUGGGGGACUGUCCCGACUGCUGGCAACUGUUUCCAGGCAGUCCACAGUUUUGCCUCAGGCGAGACUGUGCCCUGGGGCCCGCUGUGUGCAGCCAUGACCAGCUGCCAUUCCCUGAUCCUUCUUGACGGGACCAUCCAAGGAGACCCUUUGGACCUCAAAAUGUUUGAAGGCACUGGCUGGACUAUGGAAGCUUGCCAAGUGGCCUCCUGCAAAUUUGGUGCGUCAGAUUCAAGCACAGUAAUAAAGCCAGGACCAAAAGCCAGUCAGAGUCCCGUGGACACAAUCACCAUCUUGCGCCAGUUUCCGUUUUCCUCUGGCCUGCAGAGGAUGUCUGUGAUCGCCCAGCUGGCUGGUGACCUCAACCUGCAAGUCUACAUGAAGGGCGCCCCGGAAAUGGUGGCCAGGUUCUGCCGCCCUGAAACAGUGCCUAAGAAUUUCCCACAGGAGCUGAGGAACUACACAGUGCAAGGCUUCCGGGUCAUCGCCCUUGCGCAUAAAGCCCUGAAGAUGGAGAAGCUUUCAGAUGUGGCACGUUUAGAAAGGGAGCAAGUGGAGCUGGAGUUGGCAUUUCUGGGACUGCUCAUCAUGGAGAAUCGCUUGAAGAAAGAAACAAAGCCGGUGCUGAGGGAGCUGAGCGAGGCUCGCAUCAGGACUGUGAUGAUUACAGGUGACAAUCUUCAAACCGCCAUCACUGUUGCUAAAAAUUCUGAAAUGAUUCCUAUGGGCAGCCAGGUCAUCAUUGUUGAGGCUAAUGAGCCAGGAGACCUACUUCCUGCUUCUGUGACCUGGCAGCUGGUGGGGACCCAAGAGCCAGGCCCUGGGAAGAAGGAAACCUAUAUUGAUGUUGGAAACAGUUCUGGUGGGAAAGGUGGUUACCAUUUCGCGAUGAGUGGGAAGUCGUACCAAGUGCUGUUUCAGCAUUUCUACAGCAUGCUGCCCAAAAUUUUGGUUAACGGAACCAUUUUUGCAAGGAUGUCUCCUGGACAGAAAUCAAGCCUUGUGGAAGAAUUUCAGAAAUUAAAUUAUUAUGUGGGCAUGUGUGGAGAUGGAGCCAAUGACUGUGGGGCUUUGAAAAUGGCUCAUGCAGGCAUCUCGCUAUCAGAACAGGAAGCAUCCGUGGCAUCUCCCUUCACCUCGAAAACAGCCAAUAUCGAGUGUGUACCCCAUCUCAUCAGGGAGGGCCGAGCUGCUCUGGUCUCAUCCUUUGGCGUAUUUAAAUACUUGUCCAUGUACGGCAUCAUCCAGUUUAUCGGGACGUCACUUCUCUACUGGCAACUACAGCUCUUCGGUAAUUACCAGUAUCUCAUGCAAGACGUGGCGAUCACGCUGAUGGUCAGCUUAACGAUGAGCAUCAACCAUGCCUACCCGAAGCUGGCUCCAUACAGACCAGCAGGACAGCUGCUUUCUCCUCAGUUGCUACUCUCGGUCUUCCUGAAUUCCUGCUUCACCUGCAUCGUGCAGGUGUGUGCAUUUCUCUCCGUGAAGCAGCAGCCUUGGUACUGUGAGGUCUAUAAAUACAGUGAAUGCUUUCUGGUCAACCAAAGUAAUUCCUCAACCAAUACGAGUUUGGAGCAAAGCUGGACUGGAAAUGCAACUCUGGUUCCUGCUUCCGUUUUAAGUUUUGAGAGCACCACUCUGUGGCCCAUCAUCACCUUCAACUGUAUCUCAGCCGCGUUUGUUUUUUCUAAGGGAAAACCGUUUCGGAAACCCAUCUACACAAACUAUUUAUUCUCACUUCUGCUGACAUCUGCUGCGGGCCUCACGAUUUUCAUUCUGUUCUCUGAUUUUCAAGAUAUAUACCGUGGAAUGGAGUUCAUCCCAACUAUCACAUCCUGGAGAGUUUCAAUUCUGGUGGCAGCCUUUGUCCAGUUCUGCGUGGCCUUCUUUGUAGAGGAUGCCAUCCUUCAAAACAGGGAGCUGUGGCUGUUUAUAAAGAAAGAAUUUGGAUUCUACUCAAAAAGUCAGUAUAGGAUCUUGCAGAGGAAGCUGGCGGUAGACUCUACCUGGCCUCCCACGAACAGGACCGAUUAUGCAGACAUCGGCAAAAACGGGUUCUAUAUCAACCGAGCCUAUGAAAGCCCAGAAGAGGUCCCCAGAGGGAAGCUCAGACUGGGCGGGCAAGCUUCAGAACAGCACUUCUGGACCAGACUGUAGCCCGAGUUCCUGCCAUGCCUGUUCCACAACA